AUGAUGGACAAUAAUAGAAAGAGAGGCGGUAUGCUCUAUCUCAAGACCCGCAAAACGGCCUCUAGCACGGCAGCCGGAGUCAAUUUGCGGAUAGCCCGCAAUCUAGCCAAACGAUUAGAUCUAGCCAAACCAGCUCAAUUUUGUCCGGCGGGGUUUCAUCAUACCAAGGCAUCCAAACUCUAUAGUCAACGCGACAAGACACGGUCGUUUCUGUGGACCACACUGCGAGAACCAACCCAACGAUUGAUUUCCGAUUUCAACUACUUUGUUCUUAGUCGACAUCCCAAUAUCACUGCAACUAUCAAUUACAAUGUUAGUAUGCCAAUGCCAACAACAACAGAACAAGACCCAACCACACGACUCUUUGAGGCAUGGGCGCACCGUCAACGAGAUCACUACUUGAAAGUACUGCCUCUGCAACGCGUCGUCAAACCAAGAGCCACGCACGCGGAAAAGUUGCAAGCUAUUCAGACCAUUAUCGACAACGAUUACGACUUUAUCGCCAUUACCGAACGCCUCGAUGAGUCUUUGGUCGUCUUGCAGCUACUCUUGCCGGAUUUGCCGCUCCAGGAUCUACUCUACCUCAAAGGAGCCAAAACCAGUGGCGGCUACGACGAUGGCGUCUUUCAAGGAACAUGCUAUUAUAUACAGCCCACCAUCGUCACACCGGGCAUGCACGCACUCGUACAAACACCGGAAUGGAACACUCAAAUAGUACAAUACGAACGAGCACUGUACCAGGCUGCCAAUCAAUCCUUGGAUGACACCAUUGCUCAGUUGGGAAAACAAGUGGUGGCACGACAAUUAAAGGCAUUUCGGCAAUUGCAACAACACGCCGUGCAACAAUGUGCUCAUGACACUGUAUUUCCCUGCAAUGCCGUCACGGGGCAAAAGAAUCUGCACAAUGACUGUUUGUGGGCCGACUCGGGGUGUGGAGCCGAUUGUUUGGAUCGAGUGGGAGUACCAUAG
This is a messenger RNA of Seminavis robusta, 969 nucleotides long. Lineage: Eukaryota; Bacillariophyta; Bacillariophyceae; Naviculales; Naviculaceae. The record is from the annotation of a GenBank genome assembly.